Saccostrea cuccullata (small rock oyster) is the source of this 1799-nucleotide messenger RNA. Its product is annotated as ficolin-1-like. The transcript is spliced from 5 exons. Bases 454 to 1533 code for a protein of 359 amino acids. Lineage: Eukaryota; Metazoa; Mollusca; Bivalvia; Ostreida; Ostreidae. The record is from RefSeq and is a predicted model, not a curated record.
UUUUUUGCCUUAGGGAAGGGAUAGAUCGUCCUGAAAUUUUGACAAUUUUUAUUGUUCGUGUCUUUGUUUAUUUUAAGUGAUUUACAUGAAUUUCCAUCCGUGAUCUUGUAUCUACUUAGUAGACCCGACACUUAGGAUAUACAGUGUUGUUAAUAUUUUACUAAUCUUCAGAAGACAGUUAGCAAUAAGAAGAUAAAAAUCACCUUUUGCGUAGUUUGUUGAGAUAUAUUACAAUGUUGUUAUUAAGUCAGACUCAUUGUUUAUUUUGUUGGACAUCAAAUUAUUUGUUCUUGGCUAAUGGUAACCGAAUUCCACGGAUAAAAAAGACAAUAUUUGCGUCCUAGAUAAACUGAAAACAGAUGAGAUUUGCUGCUAUAUAUAUAUAUAUAUUGAUAACUUUUAUUGUCAUCCUAUCAUUUGCACACUCUACUGUAUUGAAACAUUUUAAAAACAAUGAUGUUUCCACUUAUAGUAGUGUAUAUUGUGUGUUUAAAUGAAAUACUUGCUAACCAGUCCCUUACAGACAAAACGUUGAUGGACAAUUCGAUACCUGAUACUACGUCUGGUAGAGUUUCUAAUAUUUUACUGGGCAUUCUGAAUCAAGAAAGUUUAGUUCGAUUCUCGAUGGUUCAAAAAAUUCAGAAUCUGGAGAAGGAUGUGAUUGACAACAAAAACAGCACUCGUUACACAGAGAAAAGACUUAACGAUGUUUUAAAAGAAUUACAGACGUCAGAGGAAUGGCAUCAACAAAUAAGGAGAGAAAAUCUUAAAUUACAAGAGGACUUACAUACCCUGAAUGAGACACUGGACAAUAUUCGAGAGAAUGUAAAUCAAUCAAUAUCUCAAUUAUCUGAUGGGAUAUCCAGAGUUGAUUCCAAAGUACUCCCAAGGUAUUGCUAUGAUAUACUGAAAAAAUAUCCAAACGUGAAAGGGAAAGAUGGCGUCUACACUAUUUUUACCGGCUUGAGUGUCGCUUCCGUUUACUGUGACAUGACGACGGACGGAGGUGGGUGGACGGUUUUACAGAAAAGAACAGAUGGCUCAACUGAUUUCUAUCGGAUUUGGGAUGAAUAUAAAUAUGGUUUUGGUGAUCCAAAGGAAAACUAUUGGAUUGGGAAUGAUGCAAUCCAUGCUUUAACCAAAGAUCAGGACCAGGAACUGCGAGUAGAUCUCCAGAGAUUUAAUGGGGACACAGCGUAUGCUGAAUAUUUCACGUUUUAUAUCGGAAACGAGGCUGAUAAAUACCAACUCACGGUGUCCGGUUACACGGGAAAUGCAGGUGACAGUUUGGGUCCACAUAAUGGUAUGAGAUUCAGUACAAAGGACCAAGAUAAUGAUAAAGCCAGUUACAACUGUGCUAUAAAUCGUCAUGGAGCAUGGUGGUACAGUGCUUGUACAAACUCAAAUCUUAACGGGAAGUAUGCUCUGUCUGCAGUGACUAGCUAUAAAAGUCCGUUUUGGUAUCGCUGGACAAACGAAUAUAGAGCACUACAAAGGACUGUUAUGAUGAUAAGACACAAACGCCCGAGUUAAUGGAAAAGCAGUCCUACAUGUACAUAAUGAUUUUCUGUAAGAAAUACAAGGAACCUACUUUCAAUGACUUAUUUGUGUACUUUCUAGUGUUUAUACUCUUUUUUGUGAUGGACAACAAUCUUUUUUUUCUGAGAACGACAUGGUAAAACACUCCCACAGUUUAUAAUGAAUUAACAUUUACAAGAAAGUUAAUUCCAAUUUCCCAUGAGUUUGAAAGUAUUGUUAUCUAAAAGAAUCUAAUAAAUUAUGUUUGUACUCAAACAAAA